This is a messenger RNA of Conger conger (European conger), 2619 nucleotides long. RefSeq names its product serine protease HTRA2, mitochondrial-like. Gene Ontology annotation, biological process: positive regulation of apoptotic process; programmed cell death; proteolysis. The transcript is spliced from 8 exons. The coding region runs from base 67 to 1422 and encodes 451 amino acids. NCBI's taxonomy places the organism in Eukaryota, Metazoa, Chordata, Actinopteri, Anguilliformes, Congridae. Gene Ontology annotation, molecular function: serine-type endopeptidase activity; protein binding. Gene Ontology annotation, cellular component: mitochondrion. The record is from RefSeq and is a predicted model, not a curated record.
AUAGAGCGUCUAAGGUUGGUUCUAACAGGAAAUACAAAUAAAGUUUUUUCAUCUAACUGUUCCAAUAUGGCAGCGCCUACGAGUCGUAGUUUGUUACGGAUAUUUAGGAAAUGUUCCCGGGACCAUAAUUUUCAAUCGUGGUUGAAGUCGGAACGACGAUCAACAUGCCACAUUUCUGGAAACAGUAUACAAGACAGACAUAACGCAGCUGACCAAAGUAAUGAUAGCGAGAAUACAUUGCCAUCGCUACGGACUUCAGAAAGCGGGUGGGGCAGGGGCAAACAUCGGACUAAUUUAAUUUGGACAGCCUUCGCGACCGGGUUUGGAGUCGGUGGAGCCGCACUUUUUUAUUCUUUCAGAAAUGAGGAGAAGCAGUGUGGGUUUGGGAGAUUCACAAUCAAUACUCACUCUGUCCUGGAGAACGUGCUGUUAACAGCGCGAUGUGCUUCCCCUUUCAAACCUGACACGCCGCGUUACAGAUACAACUUCAUUGCAGAUGUGGUGGAAAAAUCUGCACCUGCAGUUGUGUACAUUGAGAUAAUGGGAAGGCACCCGUUUUCCGGCAGGGAAGUCCCCAUCUCCAAUGGCUCUGGUUUUAUCAUCAAUCAAGAUGGACUUAUUGUCACGAAUGCCCAUGUUGUUGCCAACAAACGCGGCGUCCGAGUUAAACUGACAAACGGGGAGACGUACAAUGCCACAGUUCAAGAUGUAGACCAGGUUGCAGACAUUGCAACAAUCAAAAUCAAUGCUCAGCACCCUUUACCCACCCUGCCCUUGGGGCAUUCCGCUGAGGUGCGGCAGGGUGAGUUUGUGGUCGCCAUGGGGAGUCCUUUCGCCCUCCGUAACACCAUAACAUCAGGUAUCGUCAGCUCUGUGCAGAGGGGCAGCCGCGAGCUGGGCUUGUCCAACUCCAACAUGGACUACAUCCAAACAGACGCUGCGAUUGACUUUGGAAAUUCUGGUGGCCCUCUUAUUAACCUGGACGGUGAGGUCAUCGGUAUCAACACCAUGAAGGUGACUGCUGGCAUCUCCUUUGCCAUCCCCUCAGACAGUCUCAGACGUUUCCUCGACCGAGCCGCUGACAAGAAGAAGUCGUGGUUUGGUGAGAGUGAAGCAAAGCGGCGAUACAUUGGGGUGAUGAUGCUGACUCUAACGCCGAGCAUCAUUGCAGAGCUGAAGAUGAGAGACCCAUCCUUUCCUGAUGUCUCCCACGGAAUUCUGAUCCAGCGCGUUAUCGUAGGGUCCCCUGCCAUUCGGGCGGGGCUGAAACCAGGCGACAUUGUGGUGAAGAUAAACGGGACAUCGGUGAAAACGUCGGAGGACAUCUACAACGCCGUGCGCACCAGCGACAGCAUUAACUUGGUCGUGAGGCGUGGCCCUGAUCUGCUUAUGCUACACGUGACUCCUGAGUUUGCGGAGUGACAGCCCCUUCACCAGGAUUACAGGACACUGGGGUAGGGUAACAGUGCCUAUGGGCACAGGAGGCCGUUGGAGGGCUAUGGCUACAUGCUCCAAAUUGCUUUUUUCAAAAAUUGGUCUGAGAGGUAGAUGGAGGUUGAUUUGGAAAAACUUGGAAUGGCAUGACCAGCAUUCGGCAGUACUUUGCUCCAGAGAAGUCUUGCUCCAGAGAACAGUUUUGCCUUUAAUUUAUUUUCAACAAAUUUAUCUGUCUGCAUUUCUGAUUGGGACAGUUGAAUAAUAGUUUUGUAAUCUGAAGAACAGUAUUAAGUAUGUGUCUGAAAGACCCACCGCUGGUGUAGGUUUUCAUUUGUAUUUUCCACGCAUGUGUUCUUAAUCAAUGAAGAGUACAGUCAGUUAUGGAAAUGUGACGUAAAGAUAAAUGAGAAAUUUUAUGCAAAUUCAAGUGCUCUGCCUGCUAUUACUACUGUGAAAAAGUAGAUCUUGGAGUCCCUGAUUUAAGGUCUCUUGAUGGAACAUGGAACAGUUUAGACUGUUCUAUGAAAGCUUGGAGAUAAAUUUGGAAUAAAGAGUUUCAGACCUUAUUUGUUGUUGAAAAAAAUGUGGUAGGUCUUUAUGUUUAUCUAUUCUACAAAUUAGUAAUUAGUCCUUUGACUUCAGUCCUGGAGGUCUGCAAUGUCUGCCUGGUUUUCAGGGUGUUCUCAGCAUCAGUUAUUCAUUUAAGUCGCUGAUGGGCUAAGGAAUCCACACACCUUGUACUCAAGGCCUUGACUGACAGCUCAUUGAAAGAAAAUCACAAACGCCUGCAGACAAUGCAGCCCCCUGGGAAUUUGACAGCCUGCCUUAGUAUAAGAACAGGAGCCUAUUUAUGAAAGACUGAAGAUCAGCAGAUUAAUUGGCAAAUGUGUGUUUUAGGGCCAUUGUAAUGCCCCAAACUGAGAGAUGUAUCAAUGCUUAUGAUCUAAAAACAUCAUCAAACUUCCUCUGUUUUUUUGGUUCCCUCCUGUCUUUUCGUAUUGCUUGUAAAAGACAAUCCCAUGGAUUUUCAAAAUCUGUUACUUAUCAUUUUAAUCCGUUUAUCCAUUUACUUACAUGUUUCAAAACUACUGGAUAUGUCUGUUGGAAAGCAGGCAUAAUAAAACUAUAAUAUAUAAAAUAAAUAAAAUUUGAAAAAUAAAAACGUUGAAAAGAUUUAAUUUA